AUUUACAGUUGCUUAUUGAAAACUGGCCUUUUCAAAAGAAUUCCGAGCAUGAGUGGAAUAAUGGCGCGCUCUCUCAUUCUGAUCACCACAGUUGUGGAAGAACAGGAGGCACAUUAUAUGAACAGAUGGUGUGUUCUCAGCCUCAGUAUUCCAAUAUCUGUAUGCCAUGUCAUUUGAUUUAACUCUUCUACACAAGAAUAUGUGCAAGGAUAAUGCAGCUAUCAAUUGCUGUUGACAAUCAUGAGUAUCAGUUAAACCUAUAUAUAUAUAUAUAUAUAUGACAUUAACCUGUUAUAGGCAACACAUCACACAGUAGCAGAACUAUUUAAAAUGCUCAGAUGUCCUGUUUGCCAUUCAGUAUGCCAUUCAGCUCUGCAGGUUUUGCAUAAUUAGAUGUUUACUGUGACCACCAUGCUUAUAUGUACAUGCGAAUAGAAAUUAAUCAGCGCUUGAGUAUAUAAACAUGGGUCGGCAGAUUUAGAUGCUACAGCUAAACCAAUUAACUGACGGUUAUGUUUGUUUAGGUUUUUAUAAACAGAAACUUAGUCGGGUACUUUGGCAGUGCUGAACAUUUUAUUGGUUCUACCGUGUGAGCUAACAUCCGGCAUGAGAUAUUUCAGAACAAGACAACAUUCUUUAUUCAUAGUAGUUAUAUUUGUUAACUUUUUGUCAAACAUAUGGUUGUUUAACAAAAUACAUGAGACAAAAUAUUCAACAAAUGAAACUGAUGAGAUUAAAUGGAAAUGGGUUUGUCAUCAGACUCAGUGAAAAGAGUAAAGUAUCUAGGUAAUUUAAUAUUUGUCCUAUUAUUUCUGGUUCCUUAAAUUAAGAUGAAUAUGUUUCAUGCUUUGUAAAUGCUGAUAGUUGUUUAUUUGAUGGGCACCAUUAUAAUGCUGAUAGUUUUAACCUUAAUUACCAUGUUAACUGUAGCCAUGUCCAUAAGGGCAGAAGAAUAAAUAACUAAAGAGUUACCGUUAAAGUACUGUAGCUUUGCUAUCUUUAAGUACAGAGACUGAUCUCAUAAACAUAGAGCAAAUAGUUCUAGUUCCUUUACUCAGGUCCCAGAGCGGUAAACAAAUCAAAAACAAGGAACUGUUUAUGAAUCCCGUUUCUAUAUUUGGAAGUUUCUGCCCCUCGUACGGGCACUGAGAGCACGCCAAUUUAAAGGCUGUAUUCGAGCACACAGAUUUUGAGGUGGUUGUGAUACAUAGAUAUAUUAGGCUAUUGCGUCCUUGGUGUGUUAAUAAACCGUACAUAAAUUCAUUCAUAAAGACUACUUUUUUACCCUGUCAGGAUUUUGACGACACAGAAAUAACAUUUUAGUGUAAUACAAUCGCUGGAUUAAUGCUUUGCUUGAUGCUCAUAAAGAUAAAAUUCAUAUAAACUGUAAUUGCAUUUAGCCAUGGUAAGUGAGUGGUCCUGAAAAAAAUUAUCCUUUUCAGUGUAGCUUCGAGCGGAUCCACUCACACACCCACACCCGCCGUCUAGAGUGUAAACAAAGAACUCUUUACACUGUAACCCAAGUUUGGCUGCUGCCACGUUGAGGGUUUGAAAAGGGCUGUUAUAUCAGUAAACAGUCCUAUUCACAGUGCAAGCGAGCGCGCUGGCUGUGCACGUUCAGUUAGAUCGCCGGUGCAUCCUGAAUAAGAAGGAAAUACAAUGCGUCGAGCAGGCUAUCGAUACAAAUCUUUCUGACACAUAGGCAAAACUGGUUCUUCAGGUGCAAACCUGAGAACUGGAACAGUACAGACAUCGGUAGAAUAGUUUGGACCACAAGAAAAGUUUGUUGUCUCUCUCGGGUGUUGAAAAGAAAGGGGAAAGAUCGCGUGGGGGUCAGGAAAACGCAUUUAUUUGGAUAUAUGGAAAUUUUCUCUGUUUGGGCAAAGAGGAAAUCACACAGAACCGCAAGCAUACCCGCGAGCCAGAAGGGUUUGUACCGACAAAAACAAUGUUGUCCUGGAGUCUCGCGGAAUUCGUACCUGCAAGUGUUUAUUCUUGCACUGAUUUGUAUACUUUUCCUAAUCGUGCUGAGUAUGUUCAAUCUGCCUAUACCUGCGGUGAACGUGCCCAAUCCCUCCGACACGCGAGCCGGCAGGAGAGCCUCCGGCGUCACUCUCCUCAUCUGGUGGCCGCCCUUCGGAAACAGAAACCCUCUGCCCGACUGCGCUUCAAGAUAUGGCAUACAGGGCUGCAAUGUCACGUCAGACAGGCGCGCAUAUGCACAUGCUGAUGCAGUCAUCAUCCACAACCGCGAGCUGAUGAACAACUGGAACGGGCUUCCGCAAAUGCAGCGCCCACCAUCCCAAAAAUGGAUCUGGAUGAACUUUGAAUCCCCAUCUCAUUCUGGCUGGCUGGACGGCCUCGAUGGUAUUUUCAACCUCACCAUGUCCUACCGCGUAGACUCCGAUAUCUUCUUGCCAUACGGCUACCUCCAGCGGCAUCGCCGGUAUGGGCUGCGUGUGGACAACAAGGCCUUGCUGCGUCGCAAGCGCGGGCUGGUGGCGUGGGUGGUCAGUAACUGGGGCGAACAGCAAGACAGGGUGCGCUUCUACUGGAGGCUGCGCCGCUACAUCCACGUGGACGUGUACGGGCAUCAGGCCCGGCAGCUGCUGAACAACAGCGUUGUGCAGACCGUGUCCAGCUACAAGUUCUACCUGGCCUUUGAGAACUCGAUUCAUACGGACUACAUCACGGAGAAACUCUGGCGGAACGCCCUGGUGUCCGGGACUGUGCCAGUGGUCCUGGGUCCGCCGCGGGAGAAUUACGAACUCUUCCUACCCGCGGAUGCUUUCAUCCAUGUCGAUGACUUUAAGGGGCCCCGAGCCCUCGCCGCCUACCUCCUGCACCUCGCCCGUAAUCCCACCCAAUAUCGUCGCUACUUGGCGUGGAGGGGGGACUACAGUGUGCAUGUGACUUCAUUCUGGUCAGAGCACUACUGUUCCGCGUGCCAAUCUGUGCAACAGAGUCAAAACCAAAACAAAACCAUUAAACACCUUGCAUUCUGGUUCCAGUCCUGAGUGUGGGGUGUUCCCUUUGGAAUUCAUUGGGUCAGAUAUAAAGGAAUAUGAAGCAUUUCAUGGUUUUCACCAUAGUCUAUUACCAAGACAGAGUUAUUUCACGAAAGUGAAUCAUGAGGGGAAGUUAUCAUGUGAUAAAUGCAGUGCAAUGCCACACACACGAAAACAGGAUCUUGCUCGAUGUUUCUACUCAGAUUGAGGGUGGAGUGUGGGUCUUUAAAUUCCGUCAAAAGUUGACAGCAGUGUAGCUGUGAGUUUGCUUCAGCCAAUGGAGGUGAAGAUAGCACAGUCAUUCUUUCAGUUUGCCCAAAGUGCUUUACAGUGUUUAGAAAUUAUUAAGUAACUAAGCUGUUCCAUUAUGUUUUCACACUUGUUCUAAAUGACUGCCACUUUAAUAUAAUCUCUAAUGGUGUCUGGCUCUCUGAAGAUAACGGAUAGUGCGCUUAGUUUAAAUGCCCCGGGGUUUCAUUUAUGAGUUAUUUGUGAAAACUGGGUUGGCUCUCCACUCUAAGGAAUUCAUCAUACAGUUUAAGAGCUGUAAUUACAGGAGAAAAUGAUUUGGAUCUCUUUCUGGGAUUAUCAGUUUUGUCUCAUGCUGCGAUGGUAACAACAUCAGAUUAUUUCAAAGUCAUGUCACACUGUUACUACUACGUGAGAAAGAGGCUAAAACAAAAAGAAGUUGUACUGUACAAGCACUUUUUGAUUGGAUUUUUAAAAUGUUUUAUUUAGCUAAUUUUUAAUGUUUGUAUGCGAUGACCAUGGACUGUGUAUGAAAGAAUCAGCAAGAUGUUCGGAUGAAAUAAUUUUCAUGUUCAGAGAAAAACUUUUUACAAGCUAUGCAGUCUUAAAGUAAUCUGUGUGUACUCAUGCACUGUUGCCAUGGUUGUUAUUUGCAGAGCAAAUGUAUGUUGGUCAGCCGAGAUUGGCAGAAUAUCAGCAUGCUUUUACUUUCUGUGUAAACUGACUGCUGUAAAGUAAGGCUCUAUGGUGGCUCUGUCACAAGGAAAGGAAAAGGAAAGAAGAGAUUUUUCAUUAUAGGCCACAUCGUUCAUAAGAAUUCAGAUUUUCUGUCCUGACAGCUGACCUUUUUUGUUGUUGUUCAGGAAUCAGGUAGAUAGAAGAAAAUUCAAAACAAAGUUGUAUUACUCUGUGUGUGUGUGUGUGUGUGUGUGUGUGUGUGUGUGUGUGUGUGUGUGUGUGUGUGUUCAUACCGUACAACAUAUCAAGGGACUGCUGAUGCUGGUGGAUUCCACUAUAGUCCAGCCACAGAAAAACAUCACCAGGGAUCCAGUGUUCAGCAGACUCAUGUUCAUGUGUGUUUGCUUACACAUCGAUGCAGUUGCUUCAGUCUCCUCCCCAAUCCUUCAACCAGGUGUGGGAUGUGACUUUCUGUUCCUUCUUCUCAUUUACUGCACUUCCUUCCUGUCUUCUUUGACGAAUGCGGUGCUGAUAUUUCUCACUCACCUUCCAGUCAAUCAAAAGAAAGGACCAUGCUCAUUUACAUUCUCCAAUCGGUGAUUCAGCCACAGCAUACGCAUGCAAAUUUAUUCUAAGUGCUGCUUAAUUAUCCAGUCAGUGUGCAGUAUCAUCAUAUCACAAAAAGAGAGCAUUCAGACAACUCAUCUUUCAACAAAAAAAGCUGUAAUCAACAUGCAUAGCUAAAAUUAUGCACGCAGUGACAGAUGAAUCAGUCACUUUAAAGUGAAGCUCUUAUGUACUGUGAAGCCCUUAUGGAUCAUUACAUUACAACAAAAGGUCCUAUAAUGGGCAUUGAAAUGUUUUUCAUGAAUAAAACUCACCUCACACCCUGGUCUUUCUCAUUAUGUUCCCACUCAGUGCUGAAUUAUACAUGAUAGACUCUGAGUGCAGGUUAGCACUGAGGCUGUACGAUUCCAGUAAGAGCAAAAUCACUCACCAGUCUCAUAAUACAGAGGAAUAUGUCUAUUACAAACUAAUCAAAUGUAGUGAACCAUGUGAUCAGUUUCAGUGCUGUAAUGCC
This is a messenger RNA of Electrophorus electricus (electric eel), 5016 nucleotides long. Its product is annotated as alpha-(1,3)-fucosyltransferase 4-like. Gene Ontology annotation, cellular component: membrane. The record is from RefSeq and is a predicted model, not a curated record. Lineage: Eukaryota; Metazoa; Chordata; Actinopteri; Gymnotiformes; Gymnotidae. Gene Ontology annotation, molecular function: alpha-(1->3)-fucosyltransferase activity.